Messenger RNA from Candidula unifasciata, 1419 nucleotides. The record is from the annotation of a GenBank genome assembly. NCBI's taxonomy places the organism in Eukaryota, Metazoa, Mollusca, Gastropoda, Stylommatophora, Geomitridae.
AUGCGAUUCAAACAGAUAAAACCUCAGCAUGUCAGGAAGAAAGAGGGAGAGGAGGAUGGACACAUGGACACUGACCCAUCAGCACCCAUCUGUGCUCCUGCUGUUGACUGGAAUGGCUAUGACUGUGUGGACGGAGACUUUGAUGCAGGGAAGCUCCACUACCCCAGCCUUGUCUCAGACAUGGUGCUCAAGUCACAAAAUGGCCAUGCUGGGGUCAUGGACAUGAAGCCGAUGCUGGAGUUCUACAACAACAAUGAUGUCAUCAUUCAAGGCCGUCGGCCCAUUUUUUCUGAAUCAGAGGAAUCGAAUAUUGCUGGAAAGUUGAAACAGUGGAAGGAGCAGGGAAUUAAGUAUACCAGGUUGGAUGUGGUGAAGAUGGCCUCCGAAUAUGCUAUACACCUUGGGAAACGUCCGCAAGGGAGGCCACUCACAGUGAAGUGGUUUCGAAGCUUUCUUACUCGACACCCAGAAUGCUACAUCAGAAAGACCAUAAAAACCAAAUCGGAGAAACCUGAAAAGCAGUAUUUUAAUCAGCUAGACUCGAUACUGACCACCUACAACCUUAAGGAAAGUCCACACUGUAUUUUUAGUUUAGUAGAAUUAACCCUGCCCAUGUUAAAAAAUGGUGAAAUAUCUACAGCUGAAGAUUUGAGCAUCCACAGAGGCAGUAUCAAUGGAGGGAAGUCCAGCCACAAGAUAACAUUUGCAGGAAAUGUCCCCUCCAGCAUUCUUAUCUGUGGAAGUGCCGCCGGGCAAGCCUUACCUCCAUUUCUGCUGUUUGCAGGAAAAGCAAUGGAUAAGUCUAUAUUGUCGGGUCUGACUCCAGGUGCUGGAGGUAUGGUCUGUCCUUCCGGCAGAGCCACGUCUGAAGUCCUGGUUUCAUUUCUGAGGGAUCACUUUCUGUCGCAGGCUCCGGGAAGAGCUGGAGACACCCUGGUUCUGCUCUUAGAUGCCAGCUUGGCACGGACUCUCAACCAGGCAGUGUUUGAUAUUGGCUCAGCAUUCAAGGUUGUAUUUGUGACAGCACAGGUCACACUUAGCCCUCAGCUGCAUCCCAUGGUUGUUGGAUGCUGUGAUACCCUCCAACGAGAACUCUGCUAUGAACUGCAGAAGCCACUGUACACUUCUGAAACCGCGCCUUUAUCCUCAGCCUCAAUUUGUGAGUUCAUUUGCCGACUCUACCACCGCAGCAUGUCGGCUGAGAACCUCCACACUACAUUCAGAAAGGCAGGGAUUUUCCCAUUUAACCCUUUGAUUUGUCGAAAGUGCUAUAGCCUGGCAACCCUCUCUGCAGAUCUUGGUUCGAGUCACUCCAGCAAAAACUCCAGCCCUGCUUUAAACGACCACUCCCUCCAGUCGAAGAGUUUUGAAGAUGAUGACAUGGAACCCAAACCUGAUGAUAUUAAAGACUUGUAUUAG